Messenger RNA from Odocoileus virginianus texanus, 4251 nucleotides. The record is from RefSeq and is a predicted model, not a curated record. NCBI's taxonomy places the organism in Eukaryota, Metazoa, Chordata, Mammalia, Artiodactyla, Cervidae.
UCUCGUGCGCUCCUGCUCGACUCGGGCUGCGAGUCCCCGGCCCGCCGCACGAAAGACUCCCGCCUGGCAAGCGCGCGUGCUCGCACCCACGUUGCCCUUCACCGCACGCGCUCACACUCACCCCCGCUCACACUCAUCACCCUCGCACACACGCGCGCUCACACUCACGGGAGCGCUCCCCCUGGAACGCGCGCUCACACUUUCUCACUCACACCCCACUCGCGCCCCGGAGCGCUCGCUCUGCAGGGGCGCGCAGGCACCGCCGGCGAGAGCGCCGAGGGGACCCACGGCCUCCCCAUGGCUGACCUGAGCUUCAUCGAAGAUUCCGUGGCCUUCCCGGAGAAGGAGGAGGAUGAGGAGGAAGAGGAGGAAGGCGUGGAGUGGGGCUACGAGGAAGGUGUUGAGUGGGGCUUGGUGUUUCCGGAUGCUAAUGGGGAGUACCAGUCUCCCAUUAACUUGAACUCAAGAGAGGCUCGAUAUGACCCCUCACUGCUGGAUAUCCGCCUCUCCCCGAAUUAUGUGGUCUGCCGGGACUGUGAGGUCGCCAAUGACGGGCAUACCAUUCAGGUUAUCCUGAAGUCGAAAUCAGUUCUAUCAGGAGGUCCAUUGCCUCAAGGACAUGAAUUUGAGCUGUAUGAAGUUAGAUUUCAUUGGGGAAGAGAAAACCAGCGUGGUUCUGAGCACACAGUUAAUUUCAAAGCUUUUCCCAUGGAGCUCCACCUGAUCCACUGGAACUCCACCUUGUUUGGCAGCAUUGAUGAGGCUGUGGGGAAGCCCCAUGGGAUCGCUAUCAUCGCUUUGUUUGUUCAGAUCGGAAAAGAGCACGUGGGCCUGAAGGCUGUGACUGAAAUCCUCCAGGAUAUUCAGUACAAGGGGAAGUCCAAAACAAUACCCUGCUUUAAUCCCAACACUUUAUUACCAGACCCCUUGCUGCGUGAUUACUGGGUCUACGAAGGCUCUCUCACCAUCCCGCCCUGCAGCGAAGGUGUGACCUGGAUAUUAUUCCGAUACCCUCUGACGAUAUCCCAGCUACAGAUUGAAGAAUUUCGAAGGCUGAGGACACAUGUGAAGGGGGCAGAGCUCGUGGAGGGCUGUGAUGGGAUUUUGGGAGACAAUUUUAGACCCACUCAGCCGCUCAGCGACAGAGUCAUUAGAGCUGCGUUUCAGUAGCCAAAGAAAACAGGAGCUGAUGUGUCUUCAUCUGGGAGGAAGACAAUGGUCCUAUGGUGCCCUUGGAUAAGAAAUGGAAACUUUGAGCUGCAGCUUCGGUUUAUCCUCAAAGCCUGCAUUGUUUUCUUCAUCUAAUCCAACUGUGAUGGACAUCUGCGACAGUUGCCUGUACACAUGCUCUGAUGAAAUAUUAGAAAUGACUGUACAUUCAAAUGGAACCCCGUAUUCUGUAUCCACAUCACUGCUGCUAGUAUUCACAUUUUUGCACUUACUGUUUAUUGCUUAUGUGUAGAGGAAAUGAAACUAGUUUUCAGAGUUAUUGUUAAUAUGAAUGCAUAUAUAUCAUGUAUUAACACUGAGACAGGAAAAAUACAUUUCCAGCAUUUGCAGUCCUUCAUUUCCUGUCUCCAACAGAAAAUUCACUCAUUCAGAGAAUAAUGUAAUUCUUGAUAAUAAAAUGAGAGUUCUGAUCAAGAGCAGCAUACAGCUUCAAAACGGAAUGUGAAGGAUUAGUAAAAAUCUUAUCCUGUGUUACUUUUCAACCCUCAUACCAUGAUUAACAUCAGGGUGAUUUGUUAUACAACAUAAUUUGGGAGUUAAUGCAAGAACAUAAUACUUACUUUAUAUAUUACUUUCUUAGUUAGAGGAUUUAAUUGAAUAUAUGAAUCUAAUCAUACUUAUUUGACAUAUGAUAAGCUGUGGUUUCUAGGAAUUUGAGAAAGGUGUAAGAAAUAAAUAGGAUAAAAAGCAGAUACUUUAUUUUUAUUUUAUAGCUUUAUUUUCCAUAAUAGAAACAUAAAUUUAAUAGUAUGGCAUAAUAAUUAAGUGGUAUACAUUUUGUAAGUCUUUAAAAUAUUUUAUUCUAUAGGUUUCACGUCGGUAUAUUGAGAUAUUUCUUUUGAAGAUGAUCAAUAUCCUUAUUUUAAUUAAUAUUAAGUGCUACUGGCAAAUUUAAGCAUAUGCUUAGAUGCAAUUAGAUGUGGCAGAAAGAGAUAAUUUAUGUAAAGCAGUAGAGUGCCUGGCACAAAGCUAGUACUUAGUAUAUGUUAUUAGUCGUUGUUAUAAUUAUUCUUGUAAAACUUCAGUAACAUAGACCCAAUUUUGAGGGAUUUCGUGAUACAAAAUAUCAAAGUUAGAAAUAAUACAGAUGGAAUUAGGAAGUAUGUGUUGAGAGAUUUUAGAUGUGUUGGGUGGAGUUUGUAAUAAUGAAAAGCAUUAAAUGCAAAUAAAAAAAAAUCACACCAAAUGUCCCUGAAAAUGGAAGCCAAGAUGGUUCAUGGUGGAGACUUGGGCAGUUGGAGUCAUAUCUCUGGAGCUGUGGGUGGGGACAGUGGUUUGCUUCUUGUGGAUUGACUCUCCUGCUUUGCAAGCAGGGUUCUGGGUCGGGAUGAAGCCUCUGGUUUUUGUGGCUUGCCUUGCCCAGCAUGAAACUUUCACCCUAUGAAUAAGCUGAGGUUAAGGUGAACAAGGUGCUAAGUAUUCUCGGUCUGCCUCUGGGUGGAAAGACUCUGCUCUGUGAGUGGGGGUUGGGUGGAGGAAGGGGGCUUAGGGGCUCUUGAAAGUUAGCCUCUGUAAACCUUUUAAGGAUCCCUUGAUUGAGGUUUGAGGGAAGAAGGAACCCCAUCUUCCUGGCCAUAUCCACCUAAAAUGGGUAUUUAAUCCUGCUAAACUGGAUUGACUGUGUUUAUGGUUCAGAUUCCAAAUAAUCUUACUGAGAUUCAGGAGAGUUUUCUUGAAUACAUUUUUCUCCAUUUGUUGCAUGUCCUUAGGAAAAUUUCUGGACACUUUGCAUUUCUUCUUCUUUCUUUUAAUUAAAGUUUUUCUUCUGGACGGUUUUUGAAGUUUCUACUGAAUUUGUUACAAUAUUGCUUCUUCUUCUUCUUCUUUUUAAAUGUUUUCUGUUUUUUACCCAUGAGGCAUGUGGGAUCUUAGCUUCCUGACCAGGGAUUGGACCCUCACCUCCUGCAUUGGAAGGCAAAAUUGUAAUCACUGGACCACCAGGGAAGUUCUCCCCUCACUUUAAAAAAAAUUCCAUCAGUAUGGUUAUUUCCCUGGGAAGCAGGUCUGUGGAGCUUCUCAUGUGGCCAUUCUGGCUGUAAUGCUCUGUCAUCUAAGAUGGUACAUUACUCAAAAGUUUAGGCUGUCAAGUUCCUUUUGGGAUUUUCACUUGAGUAAGCAAAAUUGUGUGUCAAAUACCAUCAUUGUGAUUGAAGGUAGACUCAUGCUUUUGGAUAACUUAAAGUUUCUUGAAAGUGAAGUUGACAUAACAAUAAUAGUCAUUAACCUACUGUGUUUAUUACUCUGAAAUUUUCUCCACUUUAUUUUUCUAUUUAAUUAAGAGCAAUUAAUUAGUAUGUGCUGAUUAAUGACUUUCAGGUCUGACUUCUACAAGACUGUGCCUCAAAAUAGCAUGUGCAUGAAGAGGCACCCCAGAAACCUCAUUUUCCUUAGAAUCCAUGCACUUCUGUUAGAGUAUAUUAAUAGAGCAGAUAUCAAUAUGAUAAAAAGCAAGCUCUCUUUUAUUUCAUACAGAGUAUUAUUUGCAUCAUAGUAUAGAGUAUUAUGUAAAAGAUGAGGCCUUCUACAUCAAUAAUGUAACACAAGCCCUAAAGAGAGGCUCACAGAAACAUUUGUUCUUCUUUUGCUGUGUUUCCUUCCUUUGUUUAGAGGUGUUUUCUUCUUCUAGUUUAAAAAGAAGUUUUUUUUGGCUGUGCUGGGUCUUCAUUGCAGUGCUCAGGGUCUUCUCUAGUUGGGGCACAAGGUUCUAGUCACCCCUGCAGCGUUAUUCCCCAGUCAGGGUUAGAUGUGGGAUCUUGGGUCCCUGACCAGGAAUGGAAGUGCAUCCUCUGCCUUGAAAGGUGGGUUCUUCACCACUGGACCGCCAGGAAGUCGCUCCUGUGCCGCUUCUGUGUGACACUGUUAACUGACACUCAGGUCAUGUGGUGCUGACACGUGACCCUUCACAUGGGUUUGUUUUUUUUUUUUAAGAAUGAUAACAACAUAGAAAAAAAGUUUUAUUGGAAACUUUAUGUUGUGUUUGACAUAGAUUACACUUUAAUAAAGUAUACUAGAAAUUUUCUA